GUCUCCCGAAAUCCACGUUGUUGGUUUUGUUAUUGAUGUUGUUGCUGUCCUUGGUGAGGGCCACCCUUCCUUCGGUUGCCGAUGUGUUGACGAAGCGCAGUGACGCAAUCGAAGCAACACGUCUCUCUUCCUUCUCUUCUUGUCCGCGAGUUCAACUUGAUGGCUGUUCCGAUACGAAACUCAAAUGUCUGCGCCUCCUCUCGUCGUGUCUUACGCACUAAGACGACGUCUUCUCCGAGCCCCCUAGCUCCGCGAUCUGCGUACCCGAGCACACCAAACUUCACAGGAAUGCGCAAUCCGUCUUUUGCCUUAUCGCUAGCUUUCCUGGAAGUCCUGCAGUUGCCAGUAAAAUCGUUUUGUCGAGAUUGUACGUUUGGAAAAAUCGUUGGCAGUUCUACCUCGGCUCCUCGCGUCCGUAUCCUCGUAAACCCGGCGUACGAAGAACCCUGCCAAGCCCCUCUUCGCACAGGCUUUACCGCUCUUCCAGUACCGGUACCACGAUUCGUAGGCCGAGCUGAGUGCAACAACGAUACUCGUAUCCAGACGUGCUCGUACAACAAUGACUGUUCCGCCUUGAGGUGUCGUGUUACAAGAAGUCUGGGUCUUACGAAGUCUGCGCCCUGAUCCGCACUGCGCCGCAGCAAGUAGGAUUGCACUGGGUGCCUGAAGAGAGGGGCGCAGUAAGCAUUAAGGGUUGCCCCGCAUCUGCAGCCUUGCGACGCUAGCUUUUGACCUGAAAUUGUGAUUGGUGCCCGGGCAGAAAGCGUGCCUGUGGCUGGUUAGGAACUCAGAUGUGGAGAUUGGAUUUACGAUGGGAGAGGAAGGUGAGUACCUAAUGAGAUGAAUUAGUGCACGUGAUGUGAUAGU
This is a messenger RNA of Alternaria alternata, 867 nucleotides long. RefSeq lists its product as hypothetical. The transcript has 2 exons. Bases 160 to 624 code for a protein of 154 amino acids. The record is from RefSeq and is a predicted model, not a curated record. NCBI's taxonomy places the organism in Eukaryota, Fungi, Ascomycota, Dothideomycetes, Pleosporales, Pleosporaceae.